Branchiostoma floridae (Florida lancelet) is the source of this 2441-nucleotide messenger RNA. RefSeq names its product F-box/LRR-repeat protein 6-like. The record is from RefSeq and is a predicted model, not a curated record. Gene Ontology annotation, molecular function: protein binding. Gene Ontology annotation, biological process: SCF-dependent proteasomal ubiquitin-dependent protein catabolic process. The transcript is spliced from 9 exons. Gene Ontology annotation, cellular component: SCF ubiquitin ligase complex. NCBI's taxonomy places the organism in Eukaryota, Metazoa, Chordata, Leptocardii, Amphioxiformes, Branchiostomatidae. The coding region runs from base 133 to 2403 and encodes 756 amino acids.
AAAAAAUGCCCUAUCCAGUAGUCGUCUUGGCCUAAGAAAAGAUGGCGGUAAAUCGAUCAUAGAAUUGCUGUUCGUUUGAAGAAAAGUUGUGUUUUUGUCUAUAUUUGAGUGUUACUACACUUCUACCUCGCCAUGCCACCAAAGCACCCUCGGGGAAUCUUCGGACUACCGAAGGACCCCAAAAAUAUGGUCCUGUUCUCCUUUACAGGGGAGUCCUGGCCCUCAGAUGAUGACGGUAGUAGUGACUCCGACUAUCUGCCCCCUGGAGAGACAACAACACAGGAUGGGGCUGGGAAAACUGGCGGGAAACACGAGAAAAGGCGCAGUGCAAAAGGAGAACUCGGCGAAGACAGUGACGAUGAAGACUAUGUGCCUCCUGGUGUCUCCGAGAAAGGUAAAAAAAUGUCAGCAAAACGAGUUAAAGGGGCCAGAGGAGGGGGUAAAAAGUCAAAAGACUUUCAGGCAGCAAAGCCCAAGGCAAGGCCUCAAAGAAAUGUGAAACGUAUACGAAUAUUUGCUGACACAGAUUCAGAGAACAGCAGUGAGUCAUCAUCAUCAUCAGGCACUUCAGAUGAGGAGCUAAGUGAUAUUUCAGAUGACAAGGAAGAUGUCCCGAAAAGAAAAACUAAAGACGAUGUAAAGAAAAAAAGAAUCACCAGAUCUAGAAGUAGUGGCUCGCAAAUCUUGAACAUCGUUGAAAGUGAACACGACUAUAUUUCCUCACCAGAAAAAGAAAACAAAUCUCAAGAAAAAGAAUAUGAUUCUGAAGACGUUGAGGAAGAAAAAGCAGGUCUGAAACAUGAUCAUGACUAUACAGAGUUAAGUGCGGCAGGCCCCAGCACUAGUACUGAUGAGGACCAAGACAUUGCCUCAGAACAAGUAAGUGAAAAUGAUGAUCAAGACAAGGCUGUCCAACAAAAGAAAAUAAGUAAUCUACAUAAAGAAAAGUCUAUACUCAAAUCAACACCUCAAAAAACUGAUACAUCAUCGAGUGUAACUAGCAAGAAAAACAAGAAAGCUGCAAAGAAACAUGUAAGUUUUAAAGGCAUUCCUGAAGACGAGUCCAGUCAACACAAGAAGAAGAGAGUGAAGAGUCGGAAGGAUUCUGGGAGCUCUGAGGAGGGUCAGCAGUGGGGCCAACUGUUACCUGUGGAGGUCAUUGUGAACAUACUGCAGUUUGCUGUGGCAGAUCAGGGGGCAGUGCCUUUACUCUGUAGAGCAGCCAAAGUUUGCCAUUUCUGGUACGAGGCGACCAAACACCCCUCCCUGUGGCGCCAUGUGGACCUGUCCACGGGAUACAUCAAGCCCAACGCCAGGUCAGACAAGACUCUGCAGUGGCUGGCCAGGAACAGGUUCUCACAGCUCCGCAGUCUCAACCUCAGUCACUGGGUCUUCAUCACCAAGCAAGGCAUCCAGACUGUAGCUGAGAGGUGCCCCCAUCUGGAGUCAGUGGACCUGACCAAGUGUAUAAAGAUUGGCCCAGAAGGGGUGACAGCUCUGGCAGACAGGUGUAGCAAGCUCUGUAAAAUUCAACUUGCCUCUGCACAAUCUCACAUGGUGACUCCCACCUGUCUGAAGCAUGUUCUCGAGAAGACAGGCCCCAGACUUAAGGAACUCAACCUCUCCAGUAACAAACUGGUGGGAGCUCCCGGCAUCUUCAAGUGCAUCGCUAGAUGUCCGCAGCUGGAAGUGUUGGACAUGAGUAACUGCCAUUUCUCCUCGACCCCCCUGCUGCCGAUCGAGGCGCUGCAGACAGGCUGCCCCUGCCUCAGGGUCCUCAGACUGGCUGGGUCAGUCAUGGCGGCUGGCAAUGCAACAAGUGCCAUCCAGGAUGGUUCCCCUGGCUUCCCUGAGCUCCGUGAAGUCAGCCUGGCUAGUAACACACUCCUCACAUCAACCACUGUUAAUGACAACUUCAUCUGUAGGUUGUUGAAGACCUCAUACAAGCUGAAGCUGCUUGACCUGAGGGGAUGUUCAAACGUCAACACGGCGGGACUGCAGAGUCUGCCUGUCACCUGUCUGGAGCAGUUCUUCAUCUCAAACACCAGCAAUAUAUGCUACAGCUAUGAAGGGAUAGAGACCAUCAUCCAAAAGUGCCAGCACAGCCUGGUGGAGGUGGACCUGUCCUGGAAUGUCUAUGUCGACACAAACUUGGACAGAACUCUGAAGAAGCUGUCCUCCUCCAGAGCUACCUCCCAACUCAAGGUGCUGAACCUGAGUGGAACAUGUGUGACUGCAGACAUGGUCAGGUGUGUUCUGGAAGGCUGUCCCCAUCUGACCUCCCUUAACCUGACCUCCUGUCGAGCCCUGCCUCGCGGGAUGAAGCAGCUGUUUGGUGAAGAGGCCAUCGCUGAGCUCAGGAGAAAUGCAGCAGAUAUUUUAGCUUCUACCUCUGACCUCUGAUGUAACCUUUGACAUGAGAUUCUUAACUCAAUUAUUCU